Messenger RNA from Passer montanus (Eurasian tree sparrow), 1556 nucleotides. RefSeq names its product OVCA2 serine hydrolase domain containing (gene OVCA2). The transcript has a single exon. The record is from RefSeq and is a predicted model, not a curated record. Lineage: Eukaryota; Metazoa; Chordata; Aves; Passeriformes; Passeridae. Bases 387 to 1328 code for a protein of 313 amino acids. Gene Ontology annotation, biological process: response to retinoic acid. Gene Ontology annotation, cellular component: nucleus; cytoplasm.
GCUGAGCCCGCGGUGCCGCGUACCGAAAGCGCCACCCCGUGGUGUGGUUGCCACCGAACAGUAGCGGGGACAGCGCCAGCCCGGCCCGGGCAGGGACACGCGGCUCCCCCGGUGUGGGGGUGAGCGCCUGCCGAGCCCGCGGCUCCCGGGAAAGGGGGGUUCCCUCGGGGGUGCUGCGGGCUGGGCACGGACUGGCUCCGGCUGGGACACCCCUGAGCCUCCCUCUCCCUGCAGGGGAAGGCACCCGCGCCCCCCGCCCCGCUCGAGCGUGGGGAGCAGCUGAGCACCGGGGACCUCGCCGGUUCCUGAGUGUCACCCGCUGCUGCCCUGGCACCGGCAUCGGCGCCGCCGCUGUGAGCGCCACCGGGACCCCCUCUAGGCAAUGGAUGGGGUCUCACCCCGUAACUCGACACCACCGCUGCCCGCAAGGGCCGAUCCCGGCUGCCGGCGGGGAGUUGCCCCUUGCGAGGCCGGGUGGCACCGGGGGUCGCGUCCCGCCCGCCCCGCCGGGGCCGCCCGCCCUCACACCCCGCGGCCUCCCGCCGCCAGGGGGCGCGCGCCACCCCCGCCGAGGCGCUCCCCUCGCUCUUUUCUCUCCGACCAAUCAGCGCGCCGCGUUUCGGCGGGAAGGCGGAAGUGGCGGCGCCAUGGCGGAGGCGCGGCCGCUGCGGCUGCUGGCGCUGCACGGCUACCGGCAGAGCGCCCGCCGCCUCCGCCAGCGCACCGGCGCGCUCCGCAAGGCCCUGCGCGGCCGCGCCGAGCUGGUGCCCAUCGACGCGCCGCACCGCUUGCCCGCCGGCGCUGAGGACGACCCCGACGGGGACGACCCGCCCCGCGGCUGGUGGUUCUCCGGGCCCGGCACGUUCGAGGCGGGCGAAGCGGCCGCGGCUCCGGCGGGGCUGGAGGAGUCUCUGUCGGCCGUGGCGGCGGCCCUGAGGGAGCAGGGGCCCUUCGACGGGCUGCUGGGCUUCAGCCAGGGCGCGGCGCUGGCCGCCAUGGUGUGCGCGCUGCGGGCCCGCGGCGACCCGCGCUUCCCGGUGGCCUUCGCCGUGCUGGUGGCCGCGUUCGCCAGCCGCGCCCCGGCGCACGGACACUUCUACCGGGAGCCCAUCGCCCUGCCCACGCUGCACGUGGUGGGCGACACGGACGGCGUGAUCGCCGCGGCCCUGAGCAGGGAGCUGGCGCAGUGCUUCGUGGAGCCCGUGGUGCUCACGCACCCCGGCGGGCACUUCAUCCCCGCGGCUGCGGCGCAGAGGAAAGCCUACCUGGAGUUCCUGGAGCGCUUCUGCCCCCGGCAGGGCCAGGCCGAUGAGGCUGGGGAGGUGUGAGAGCGGGCUCUGUAAUAAAAAAAGGGCUCUGGUGAGCCACGUGCAGCCACUUAUCCUGUGAAAGAUCACUGUUUCCGUGCCUCCAGAGGGACCAGAGAACAGCUCACUGCACAUUCUGCGCUUCAGUGUUCGUCCAGGCCAGCCUAAAUGGUUCUUUAUCUCCCUUUUUUUCAGCCUUGUUGCAUACAUCAGUAUAAAAUAUAUAUAUAUAUGUGUCUAUAUAUAUAU